AUGCCAAUACUGGCCAUCGAGUUGAUAUGGUCCUAAAGUGGUUGAAAGCAACCGCAGAUGAAUGCUUGCGAACAGGGAAUACUAGAAACUGUAGCCCCACGUACGUUUCCAGUAUAGCAUCCAUCUUGUGGUUCAGUAAAGAGGCCGAAAUUGGCUACGACUUGAAGGAACUUAUAACUCUGGACCUGUUUGAUGCGAUCUACGAUUUGAAAAUGAGAACCACCAACAACAGUUUAAAAUAUACAUUGGAUUGUCUUCUGUGCUCCGUGUGCUACAUUCGUUCCGAAUUAUUUCCGCUGUUGCUGCAGAAAGUCGGCGUUCUUGUGCCCAAUCUGUCCACUGAUCGAGCCGCCUCAAUCAGCGAUGAUCGCAAAGAUGCAGAAGGAAUGACGGAUGACCACAAGGAAGACUACGCGAAUUGCGAAUGGUAUGGUCAUUUGAUCAUACGGGAUUUGUCGGAAUUGGAUUUAUCGCAAGAACAACUGGAGACUGUGGCUUUGGCUAGCAGGUCACCCACCGCAAUCCAGCAACUGUUAGACUCAGGGUUGCCGAAACUGUUGAAUAACGCCAUUCACGAAUUUUGCAAUAAGAACGACCAGGACAGUUCGGUGCCGAUGGCCAAACUCGAGCAAGUGGCCGCAAUAUUGCAGUUCUUUACUAACGCCUGUGAUGAGAAGAUGCUUAGAGACUGGCUUGGAUCCCCAGAUGGAUCUUCGUUUUGGCCUCAGCUCUUACAUUGGCUCUGCAAGAAUCCAUUCAACAGCGCCAAUAUGCAGUCCGAGGCCCUCGUACAUUUAGAAGAAAUUUGUGUGAAGUUUUUGUCGAAAUGCUGUUUGUGUCAUCCGACGAAUCAAGCUCGUUUAGCGACAGUCCUAUGUGAAGUGAUAUCCUUGCAGCAAAACGACAUUUCUGGCUUUUUGCGCCGACUUAUACUUCAGUUGCUUCUGGAGAACGAGAAAGUGCCAGUCAUCAUUGAAGCAAAUUUUGCACUCUACCAAAACUUCAACAUUUUUGAACUGAUCGUUCCAGUCCAUCCGGCAUUUAAACAGACACACCAUCGCAGAACGUCGUAUAUGAGUACUUCAACCUGUUUAGGCGAAAUCUUGGAGGGAUAUAUUUCGUGCCCCCCCAACGCGUCCGCCUCCAAAUCGGAAUCGGUAUCGUCCAAAAAGUCUUCGACCAUAUCAAAAAAAGACACCUCGCAUCUCAAAGACUUUUAUGUGGCGGAGUUUGGAGUGUUAAGCAUGGCCGCGGGAAAUACUGCUAAAGACAAACGUGCUAAAGACAUUAAGAAUCUUGCUGCUGUCACACCCCAAUCGAAGAAGAAGCGCUACGCGUCAGAGACUCUGGUCUACGAUAUAAUCGAGGGGCGAUGCAUCUCAUGUCAAGCUUUUCCCGGCGAACCGCUUCCGUUGAGCUUGAAUUUGGGGCAACUGCUGCUACUCAUCGAAUCGAAAAACAUCACGAACAACUGGCCAUUUCUUCAUCUCACAGUUAGUGAGAGCACAAGUGAUGAACGCAAACAUCAGACCAAGGAAGCGAUUUAUAUGGUCCAACAACAGCACCCCAUUUGCAACGCAUUGCUGGCAUUCAGCUCUAUUGGUGGCUUGGCUCUUUUAGCUCAGCACUUACCUACAGUAUAUCCUGAGGCGAUCAGAGUUGCAAAUCCUGAAAAGACGAUGCCUGAUUUCUCCGAAUCCGAAUGGAUUAAGCUAGAAGAUGCCGAUGAUCUAUACGAGGAUAUCGAAGAGGUGAUGAGUAACUCUGCAUCGCCCAGUUCGACGGGAACAAUCUCGCAAAUUCCUCCACAUUCCCUAACUGCGUUCAGUUUGUUUUUGCGACUGCCUGGAUAUGCAGACGUGCUACUAAAAGACACCAAAAAGGCGAUUUGUCUGUUAAGACUUAUGUUGGGCGUUACUGACGACGGAGAAGGUCGAGACAUGUUGCAGUGGGCCGUGGCCUCAUCUUUGGCAACCUUUCCAUUUGAAGUGUUACGCCAGCUUUACGACGUAUCCCCUUUGUGUUCCGACGAUGGCCGACUUCUACGAAGAAUCAGUAUUAGUAGUGGAGCUGUGCAGCUAAUUCUGUCUUGCCUGGGACUGCUGACGCAUCACUCCUCAACCAAUCAUGAGAAGGACUCCGUUAAGAAUCAGAAAACGAAGGAAGAACGCCAGCUUUACUGGGCGAAAGGUACGGGAUUCGGAACUGGAUCCACCCAACAAAGCUGGAACGUUGAGCAAGCCCUAAUGAAACAGAAAACUGAAGAGGAGCAUGUGACAGUCUUAUUGGAUGUAUUGGCAAGUUAUAUCAACCCCAAUGAUGAAGCUGGUGAAGAACUGGUCGGAUAUGUUCUACCGCCUCAGUUUCCCGAGAUGUUAGCCAAAAGCGCUUUGCUCCCAGCCAUUAGUUCCUAUCUAAGAAAUGAUUCAGUAUUAGACAUGGCUAGACACAUACCGCUCUAUAAGGCCGUGUUGAAAGUUCUUAGAGCUUUGGCUCUCAUUAAGCAGCUAGCCAAGCUGUUGUUACCGCAAAAUUCCGAAUGCAGCGAACUCUCGGUUAGUUCAUUGCUCAAUAAUAUGCGGACGUGCGUCGAUACAUAUGCGAGUAAAUUGAGGUAAGUUUUGCGAAUACUU
This is a messenger RNA of Dendroctonus ponderosae (mountain pine beetle), 2633 nucleotides long. Its product is annotated as baculoviral IAP repeat-containing protein 6-like. Gene Ontology annotation, biological process: negative regulation of apoptotic process; regulation of cytokinesis; apoptotic process. Bases 27 to 2618 code for a protein of 863 amino acids. Gene Ontology annotation, cellular component: nucleus. Gene Ontology annotation, molecular function: cysteine-type endopeptidase inhibitor activity; ubiquitin conjugating enzyme activity. The record is from RefSeq and is a predicted model, not a curated record. The transcript is spliced from 6 exons. NCBI's taxonomy places the organism in Eukaryota, Metazoa, Arthropoda, Insecta, Coleoptera, Curculionidae.